AUGUUAAUGAAUUAUAUUCGAAAGUUUGUUGUAGGCACUAUUACUCUCUCAACAAUAACAUUAGCAACAUUAUAUAUAUUUCAGAAUAAGUUGGUCUACCCGUCAUGGGCUCAAAAUGCAAGAAAACAUGUAGAUACUCCCGCUAUUAGAGGUUUGCCCUAUGAAAGGGUUUUGUUAACUACAGCAGAUAGGGUUAAGAUUGAGGCUUAUGACUUGCAGAACGAAAAUUCUAAGUCUACAGUACUUAUAUUGUGUCCUAAUGCUGGGAAUAUUGGGUUUUUCAUUCCUAUUGUAGAACUGUUUUAUCGCCAAUUGGGAAUGAGUGUGUUUAUUUAUUCUUACAGGGGAUAUGGGUUCUCUGAAGGUUCUCCCAGUGAAAAAGGUCUGAAAUUAGAUGCUGAUCGUGCUAUAUCAUAUUUGGCCACUAAUAAUUUUCAUAAAAAUAAACAAUUGGUUCUUUAUGGUCGUUCACUAGGUGGUGCCAAUGCUAUAUAUAUUGCAUCAAAGUAUCCUGAACUUGUGGAUGGUGUUAUACUAGAGAACACAUUUUUAAGUAUUAGAAAGGUCAUUCCAUAUAUGUUCCCGUAUUUAAAAUCAGUGGCGUUUAUGUGUCAUGAAAUUUGGAACUCUGAAGGAUUAAUUCCAAAUUGUAAUACAAAUACACCAUUUUUAUUUUUAAGAGGAUUAAAAGAUGAAAUUGUACCACCUAGUCAUAUGAGACAAUUAUACGAAUUAUGUCCAUCGACUUUAAAACGUAUUUUCGAAUUUCCAUUUGGACAUCACAAUGAUACCAUCCUACAGGAUGGUUAUUGGGAUGUAAUUAAACAGUUUUUAAAAAAGAAUGAUUUUAUUUAA
This is a messenger RNA of Arxiozyma heterogenica, 855 nucleotides long. RefSeq lists its product as uncharacterized. Gene Ontology annotation, molecular function: palmitoyl-(protein) hydrolase activity. Bases 1 to 855 code for a protein of 284 amino acids. The transcript has a single exon. Gene Ontology annotation, cellular component: membrane. NCBI's taxonomy places the organism in Eukaryota, Fungi, Ascomycota, Saccharomycetes, Saccharomycetales, Saccharomycetaceae. The record is from RefSeq and is a predicted model, not a curated record.